UUCCUCGUCACCCGUCAAUCGUCAUCUCAUCUCUCCUCCGCAGUCCCCCAUCCGUCCACCGGAACGCCGACCACCACAAAAUUGCACUCCAGGAGCCCAAAUUUAUUAGGGCAUCCCCGAUCGAACGCUAGGGUUUCUAAAGUCUCCCAUUUCUUCCUCGCGAGGGAGUGAAAGAGAGAGAUGGACGACAUCCAGGACGACGCGAGGUAUCUCCCCAAUCAUCCCUACCUUUCGGCCCACUGCCGCCCCUUCUCCUCUUCCUCCUCCUCCUCCUCCUCCCUCCAUCGAUCCAAGAUUGCCGCUGCCCGGAAAUCCUCCUUCCCUCCGCCGAUCGACCGUCGCUACGCCGAUGAGGACGACGAAGACGAGCAGAACGACAUGGAUGAAGCCAUGGACGAACACGAUGAUGAUGAGGACGAGUACGACGGUGGCGGUAGACAUCGCCAGAUCCGGGACGAGGAGGAGGAGGAGGAUUCGGCGGAAAGCCGCGGGAAGCGGAGGAAGGUGGGGAAAUUCUCCCUAGGUUUCGAAUUCGCCCCCCGCGUACCUCGUCCCGCGGUCGUGACGCCGGAGGGCAAGUUUCCCGCGAAAAGCUCCCCCACCGAUUGGUCUGAAGACUCGACCUUCGUGCUCCUUGACACCUGGGGCGAUCGCUAUGUCAAGAACGGCCGAAAGAGCCUCCGAUCCGACGAGUGGAGCGAGGUCGCCAAGAAGGUCUCUCAGUCCUCCAGUGCCACACUAUCCGACGCCCAGUGCCGGAACCGGCUCGAUACCCUGAAGAAGAAGUACAAGAAAGAGAAGGUGAGGAUGGCGAAGCACGCGAGUUCUAGCAGCAAGUGGGUUUAUUUCAAGAAAAUGGAUGAAUUGAUGUCGUCACCAUCGCCGCCGCCGGCGGGGGUGCGUCAGCAGCAAGCGCCGCGGCUGCCGUGCGGGGUUGAUGCAGGGGCGUACGUCUUUGCGAGCUCCAGUGUGUAUCUGAACCGCUCGAAUGGUAAUGAUGAGAUGAGGGACAGCCCCGGAGACACUGGAUCGGAGGAGGAUGGGAACGAGGAGGAGGAUGAUGAGUCCGAUGGGCUUCCGCCGCCGACGAGGGAGAAGGUUUCGAUGGGGAGCACGGAUUCUUCGUUCAGAAUGCUGGCUGAUUCCAUUCAAAAGUUUGGGGAUAUAUAUGCGAAGAUGGAGAGCAAAAAGCGGCAGCAAAUGGCGGAGCUGGAGAGGAUGAGGAAGGACUUCCAGAGGGAUUUGGAGAUGCAUAAGAGGAAGAUUUUGGAGAGGGCACAGGCAGAGAUUGCAAAUAUAAGGGCGGAAGAGGGGGUGGAGGAAGAGGAGGAGGAGGAGGGGAGUGAAGAUGAUGGGGACGGGGAUGAUGAGAUUGAUGUUUCUGCGGAGAACUUGAGUGGGUGAGGCCUGAGGGUGGAUUCCUGUGCUCGGGGCUUCCAACUUCCAAAUUUGUUCAAAUUCUGAACUUGCUCAGAGGGAUAGGUUUGUAGGCUGCAAGACUAAUCACGGAGAUCCAUCCUUCAACUUCCAAAGGAAAAAUUUUGCCAGACCAGUUCUUUUUUAUUAUCAUAUUGAUGGCCUUAAACGACGACUGAAGAUCUGUAUUAUUACAGCCAGCUAAUAUUUGCUUAGGAUUAUUUUGUUUUCCUAUUUUUAUUGACAAAUUUUGCUGCAAGCAUGGUGGCAUGUGGCAUGCGUGGAAUGUUUCCAAAAAAUGAUAGGCUUUGAUACAUUAAAUUUUCUUCAUUUGC
Messenger RNA from Elaeis guineensis (African oil palm), 1751 nucleotides. RefSeq lists its product as uncharacterized. NCBI's taxonomy places the organism in Eukaryota, Viridiplantae, Streptophyta, Magnoliopsida, Arecales, Arecaceae. Gene Ontology annotation, cellular component: nucleus. The record is from RefSeq and is a predicted model, not a curated record. Gene Ontology annotation, molecular function: transcription cis-regulatory region binding.